AUGUUCUGUAUUUAUUGUCAACAGCUGAAAAGAAAUAUGCCAGCAUACUUGGCUUCUUGGAGGGCUUCUCCAUGUGUCUUUAGAUCCUCCAAAUCAGAACUCAUGCCAAAUCUAGCCAGUGAUGGAGUUGUCUGUGCUCCGCUUCAAACAUUCACCGAAGAGGAGACAAUGCUGAAAAAUAUGGUGACAAAAUUUGCUCAGGAACGAGUUGCACCUUUGGUACAAAAAAUGGAUGAGAAUUCGAAAAUGGAAGACUCUGUAAUACAAGGAUUGUUUGAACAAGGGCUGAUGGGUAUUGAGCUUGGGGAAGAAUAUGGAGGAACUGGAGCUUCAUUUUUUUCAAUCAUAUUGGUGGUAGAAGAAUUGGCCAAAGUUGAUCCAGCUGUAGCUCUUCUAUGUGAACUCCAGAAUACACUAACAAAUAAGUUGUUUACCACAUAUGGAACAGAAGAGCAAAAGAGAACUUACUUGCCCAGAGUCGCUAAAGAUACAAUAGGCAGUUUCUGUCUUUCGGAGGCUGGAUCUGGCAGCGAUGCUUUUUCUUUGAAGACUCGGGCUGAAAAGAAGGGAGACUACUAUAUUAUCAAUGGCUCAAAGAUGUGGAUUAGCUUAGCAGAACACGCAGGAGUUUUCUUUGUGAUGGCAAAUACAGAUCCGUCCUUAGGGUACAGGGGAAUUACAUGCUUCAUAGUAGAUCGCAACACAGAGGGACUACAUGUAGGGAAGAAGGAGGACAAGCUUGGAAUCAGAGCGUCUUCUACCUGCCCAGUAACAUUUGAAAACGUUAAGGUUCCUGAGACCAAUAUCCUGGGACAGGUUGGAAAAGGCUAUAAGUAUGCAAUUGGAAUGCUAAAUACUGGCAGAAUAGGUAUCGCUGCACAGAUGUUAGGACUGGCACAGGGGUGUUUUGACCACACGAUUCCCUAUACAAAGGAGAGAGUCCAGUUUGGGAAAAGCGUAUUCGAUUUCCAGGGGAUGCAACAUCAAAUAGCUCAGGUAGCCACACAGCUGGAGGCAGCGAGGUUGCUGACCUACAACGCAGCCCGUCUUGCGGAAACAGGAAGGCCAUUCAUAAAGGAGGCCAGCAUGGCCAAAUACUAUGCUGCUGAGGUUGCAACACUGACAACUAGUAAAUGUAUUGAAUGGAUGGGUGGCGUUGGAUUCACAAAAAAUUAUCCAAUAGAAAAGUACUAUCGUGACUGCAAGAUAGGUACAAUAUAUGAAGGAACUUCAAAUAUCCAGUUGAGCACCAUUGCAAAAAGCUUAGCACAGGAGUACUGAAACCAUAAGGACUUCUUGACUGUUAACAGAAAUUAUUUUGCUAAACGUUCAUUGUGAAUUACACAUUUAUUUGUAAUGAUAAAAACCAUAAAGAAGAAUACAUCAUCACAGACAAAAUCAUAAGGAAAACCAUGAAUUCCCCAUUUCAGGACAGUGAGUGUGUAAUUCAUGCAAAAUUGUGAAUUCCACAUUCAAAUCAAAAUCAUGGGUUAAAAGUAUUUCUUUCUGCCUGAGACACUUCUAAGCUGACACAUUGGCUGAAAGUAUUUUGUUGCUUUAGGUUAUACAAACAGUGUAUCUCCACUUUGAGAUUUCGAAGUGAAAAGAAGCCAAAUCUUUGGCUUGCCUGGUGUGAAAGGUUCUGUUAAGCCACCUGGGAGAAAGGACUCUACACGUGCUGCAGAACUGUUGCAUGGCGUGAAGCUGCUGUUUGUUCGUGAUGCCCUUUAUUAGCAUGGGGUACAGGUGAGGUAUGUGGAAAGAGUGAUGGCUUCCUCUCUCCCAGGUGGAGCGAUGUCUGUGGAGCUGCUGUAACUGGAGUAAUUUUUAUAGCAGCCCUUAGUGUGUUCUUAAGUAUAUCUUGGUAAUUAAGCCCUUCCAGCCCCAAUUUGUAGUACUGAAAGGUGGAUAAUAUCUGCCUCCCUUUCCAGCCUUCUCAGCUGUUAAGGGUUUUAAUCUAAGAGGCUAUUUACAGUUCUCCUUUCAUAAAAGGUUGAGUUGAAAUCUUUGUGAAAUGGCGUUAAAAAAGCUCUAGUAGUUGUGCAAAAGACAGAGAUAUAAGCUAGGUGAUAGGAAUGCUGUGAUACUACCUCACAGUGGCCUUUCCACGUUCAAUGCAUUUUACAAACUUUAAUCCUCAGGGCCUUCCUGGGAGUUAGGGAGGGACUGUUAAUUUGCAGCCUAGAAAACUCACUCAUGGAAGUUAGUGGUUCUCUAGCAAAGUUUUUCUCCUUUUGAAAGAGAGAGAAGGGGGGGGGGUAAGAAGUACUUGCUUUUUUAUCCCUCUCUGUUUACUUUAAAAUUAGACAUUUUAUUUAUGGCAGAAACCUCUUCAGUGCUGGAGAGCUAAUUAACUAAGAAUCAAAGAGACGGAAAGCUUAAUAUAUGAAAAAUCAUUAUAAUUGCUGUAAUUGACAAUUUGUUUUGAGUGGUUUUGGGAGGGAAGCAUUGGUUUUCUGGUUUUGGCUGACUUAGAAGAAUCUCAUUUUUAAAGCUUGCUAGUCACUGAUGAUUCACUUUGAGUGGAGCUUAGAAUGUUACAGGCUGAGACUCCCAAAGGAUUUUCUAGCAAAACUAGGGUAAAUGACACUUAACAAGUAAGAAUUUGUAAAAAAAGCAGGCUGCAGUGCCUUAUACAAAGAAACAAGCAAGGAGGAAAAGCUCUAUUAAAAAGUUUUCUGACUUUCUGUCAGCUUCAAAGGGAAGUAACUACUUUAGUGAAUUACUCCCCCUACAUACACGCUUUGCCUGUUGAUAGGCGAAGAAUUAAUGUGGUAAUGAUCCUUAUGCCAAUAAAAAAAGCCCCUCCCAUAUCAGUUUGAUCAACAGCUUUGAGAUUUUCAAAAAUACAAGAGUAGGAGGGUAGACUAGAUGAUUUCUGAAGUUUUCUUCUAGCAUUAUUAUUAUUAUUAUUAUCAUCAUCAUUAUCAUUAUUAAUGCAUUUCAGGUUGUUUGCAGGCUUUCUUUCAGCUCAAUUGAAACGGCUGGGGAGAUGUUAGACUAGAAUUAAGACUACAGACACCGCAACAGUUAACUACAGUUAUUCUGCUCAACACAGUCUGUCUGCGAGUCUAAAAUUAUCAUAACCAUACUACAAAAUGCUUGAGUCAGCGUUGAUUACUGUGAUGAGUUGCGCUAAUGUGAGGCAGUCCUUAGCUGCUGUGGUUUAGCCUGCUUUGCUAACAUGAGUGUCAGCAGAGAUCAGGUUUUGAUUCAUACUGUUUAAUAGGUCCCCUAGUUUGAGAUACUACCUUAGCUUGGCUUCUGCAGUUUUGCAUGAGGCUAGGAAGCGAGUGGCAAUACUUAACUGACUUAAUAUAGUGCUAAAAGCAAACCCUUCAUGAAGGAAAGUGCAGAGCUCUUCGAAGGACGGACUGUUAAAGGCUGGAUAUCCAGGAUUAUGUAAAAGGACUAUCUCUUUUUGUAGAACUGCGUCAGGUAUCCAUUUGAAAAAAUAAUGAGGAAAAAAAUCAAAAUCAUGUGAUUUCCUACAGUCUGAACUCAGAUGCCAUAGUCCAGGAAACAACCUGAACAACCUCAUCAGCUACUCAACAGUUCUUCUCAGAAAAGCAAGGCCAAGUCUUUAACUAAUGUUACAGCUGUAAAUAUUUCACGUGUCUCAGUUCUAUAUGCUGUAUUCUGUACACAGUAACUUUUGAAAGAAAUGUAUGUAUUGUAUUUGACUUUUGACUACGAAAUUCUGUGGAGGAAUAUGCAUACAAAUUAAUUAUAACCACGGAGUUUCUUUUAUCGUUGUUUUAAAAGGGCACGUACCACUGUGGAGAGCAUUGGCUAUUCUGUCGCCGACUCUGGCAAGAAUUAACUUGUUUCAUCCCCUUAAGUCUGAUUCCAUUGCUGCACUAACACAGACGUUGGUUUAGUAAUAAGAUGGGCUGUGCUGUUGUCCAGGAGCUGUUAAGAGCUGCCUGUGCUGCCCACCCCCUGUUCAGUUUGGGACAGGCAUUUAUGGAUUGUCAUAAAUUGCAUUUCUGCAUUUGGCAUUGUGAGCACAGGGCUGUUGACGGUGGCUGGCUGCACCAGUAGGUGUAGGGCUGCAGAGCUGGCGUCGUGAACACUAUGAGGCUUUCUGUGCUAAUGACAGGAUUCAAAGUUGCUUUAUACACCAUAUGCAUUUAUAUUAGUGAGUUUUCCCUUUAUAUGCCCUUAGUGAGCCCAGUCAAUCUAGUCUAUUGCCCUGGAACAGCAUUUUUCAGUAUCAAAUGGGCUCCCACAGUUAGCAGAAAAGACCUGUACUGAGAAUGUAAUAAAAGUGCCUGAAUUUUAUAUUUGACAAUACAGUGCUAAUCCUGUACAUCAGGUGAUGGUUGUCUAAUAAUCUGUCAUUUUAAAUUGUGUCCCAGAUCUUGCAAUUUUUGUACUGGGAGAGAAUGAAUGUAUCUUUUAUCAGGUUUCUUUAGUAUUAUUGUGGUUUGUGAUAAAGGUCUGAGGCAGGUUUCCACAGAAAGGUUUAAUUGCUACAUGGGAAAUACUCAAAUACAACAUUUUAUAUGAUGUUUUCUGUGUUGUUGUUUUUUCUUUCAUAUUUUCUUUUCCCCAUAUAAAGAUUGUGUUAGAAAAGGCUUAUGUGAAAUAUAAAGUAAUUGUUCACUGGGAGCCUUUCACUAUGUAAAGAAUUUUCUAAUUAACAUGUUAUUGCAUUUCCAUUUAGAAAUCUUUUGGUGAGAGACACAUUUCAAGUUCUUCCUACCAAGCUAAGCUCGAUUUGAAACACAGGCUGGUUCGAAAGCAGCUGUCUGACUUUCCUGAGCUUGCUUAUUGAAUACAUGAAAGCUGAAGAAACGUUUUUUCUCAACCCCAGAAUGUAUUCAGUGUACCACUGUGAUAGAUCUUCUCCUAAGAGAAUUACAUGAAAGUGGUUAACAGCUACCAGAAAUACUUCAUAAAUAUUUACCCGUUCUGUUAUCACGGUGCAAACUGUUGGCGGAGGCACAAAUCAAGUGAGCUGACGAGCAGAUGAACAUGUAUUGUAUGAUUCCCAAAGAAUUUUCACGUGAUUUGUCAUUUUAUGUUGUAUUGAAAUACAGUCAUUGCAGAGCGUUUUG
Aptenodytes forsteri (emperor penguin) is the source of this 5063-nucleotide messenger RNA. It is a transcript of the gene ACADSB, whose product is annotated as acyl-CoA dehydrogenase, short/branched chain. Bases 1 to 1281 code for a protein of 426 amino acids. The transcript has 10 exons. Gene Ontology annotation, cellular component: mitochondrion. Gene Ontology annotation, molecular function: flavin adenine dinucleotide binding; acyl-CoA dehydrogenase activity. Lineage: Eukaryota; Metazoa; Chordata; Aves; Sphenisciformes; Spheniscidae. The record is from RefSeq and is a predicted model, not a curated record.